CUCCCGCAAUACUUAAGAAACAAACCUUUGUUUGAAGCAGCACCUCAGAAACUACCAGAACCAAAUAAUCACAGAGAGAGAGAGAGAGAGAGAAAGAGAGAGAUGGAAGUGGAAAGCAAGGAAUGGAUCCUAGAACAGUAUGUGAGUAAAGGUGUGCCGACGACUGAACAUCUGAAACUCCGAACCUCAAACCUCAAAAUCACCAAAGAUGUCGUGCCAGACGACCAUGUGAUGCUCCGCCUCCAUUGGCUCUCCGUCGAUCCUUACCUCCGAGCCAAAAUGAGCUCCCAACAAGAUGGUCUCUACCUCUCCCAGUUUCAACUCAAUCAGGCUGUGACCACAUUUGGGGUAGGUGAAGUGAUAGAGUCCAAGCGCUCAGGCUUGAGUGUUGGAGAGAUUGUGAUCCACCCAUUUGCUCCUGUGGCUGAGUACUGCAUUGCACCUGCCUCUUUUCUCAGGAAGAUUGACCCUCAUUCUGGGGUCUCAGUUCCUGAUUAUCUCAGCGCUCUUGGGAUUCCGGGAUUUGCGGCGUGGGUGGGAAUAGUGGUGCUCGGAGAAACGAAGCCGGGGGAGAAUGUGUUCAUCUCCGCAGCAGCUGGAGGAGUAGGUGUUUUCGCUGGGCAAUUGGCUAAAUUAAAAGGUUGCAGAGUUGUUGGCAGUGUUGGUUCUGAUGUCAAGGUCAAGUUUUUGAAAGAGGAGAUUGGAUAUGAUGAAGCAUUCAACUACAAUGUCGAGACAGAUUAUGAUGCCGCUUUGAGGAAGUACUUCCCUAACGGUAUCGACAUUUACCUCGACAAUGUCGGAGGCAGGAUGCUCGAGGCCGUCCUUAACCACGUGAACUCCCACGCACGUAUCCCUCUCUGUGGCAUGAUCUCGCAAUACAACAAAGUUUGGACCGAGAGAGAAGGCGUGCGGAAUCUAUUGAACAUGGUGGGGAAGGAGGUGAGGAUGGAAGGCUUCAUGCUGGCUUCGUACAUGAACCGGUUCGGAGAGUUUCUGGAGGAAAUGAUCGGCUACGUCAAGCAGCGAAAGAUUGUUUCCAAGCACAAGAUCUACCAUGGAAUCGAGAGCUUCUUAGAAAGUUUCGAAUCGCUGUUCACCAGCUCCAACGUGGGAAAAGUCAUGAUUCAAGUGAACAAAGACGCAAAAGCUUAACUGAAGUAACGUGACGAUGGUAAUGACCGAUGGAAACAUCUUUCAUAACCUGAAGAAUUUACCUAGAUGAGGUGAAGUCUGGUCUCCUCGUACUGUACUACUAUUCAGUUCUGGUGUCCUGUUUGGAUUACAAAUGGCCUUGUAUGGUCUCUCAGGGACCAAUCCCUCGGUCGUAAAUCGGUCGAUCACAUUUAUUCUGUCGUACUUCCUAUAUAAAGUAUGGUAAUAUGCUAAACUUGGAUAAUA
Rhodamnia argentea is the source of this 1401-nucleotide messenger RNA. Its product is annotated as 2-alkenal reductase (NADP(+)-dependent)-like. The record is from RefSeq and is a predicted model, not a curated record. The coding region runs from base 103 to 1155 and encodes 350 amino acids. The transcript has 6 exons. NCBI's taxonomy places the organism in Eukaryota, Viridiplantae, Streptophyta, Magnoliopsida, Myrtales, Myrtaceae. Gene Ontology annotation, molecular function: 2-alkenal reductase [NAD(P)H] activity.